Molecule: messenger RNA, 1849 nt
Organism: Impatiens glandulifera
Lineage: Eukaryota; Viridiplantae; Streptophyta; Magnoliopsida; Ericales; Balsaminaceae
Product: probable arabinosyltransferase ARAD1
Exons: 9
Coding region: 175-1698 (507 amino acids)
Molecular function (GO): glycosyltransferase activity
Source: RefSeq, a predicted model, not a curated record
AUAAGUUUUUCCAGUUCCACCCAGACUAGGCUCUAGGAGAGUUGAGAGAGAUCAUCAGACUACUAAUCUUCUCAUCCAUACGUAUUUGCACUAUGUGGAUUCCAGGAUUUGUAUGCCUGAUUCAAUUUCUCUGAUCUAGACCCAGCCAGCAUUUGGCAUCCUUCAUCGAUUCAAAUGGCCGGUAGUAAACUUCACUCCUCACAGGCAAGUUCCAGAACCAGAUCUCCAGUGUUCUUAUGUCUCGUAUCUCUCAUCACUCUCUCCCUCAUUCUCUACAUCGUCUCCAUCUAUUCUUCUCCUUCAGCAUCCCUCCCAACCCUUGAUUCCGUAAACCCAGAUAACAACUUCCCCAACCCACAAACUGACUAUUCAUUCAUCGCCUCUCUUUGGAAAUUUCUUCAAGCCUUAACCCUUCAAAGAUCUAGUUUCAUAUCAGACGAUACCUACGUGGGUUCAUCGAUUGAUGAAGAUGUGAAGAAGUUGGACGAUCGGAUUUGGAAGAGAGAAACCCAAGAGAUUUAUCAAGACACCACCUCCCCCCUACGAGUAUACGUUUACAAAAUGCCACAUAAAUUCACCUACGAUCUCCUUUGGUUAUUUCACAACACAUACAAAACGACCUCAAAUCUCACUUCCAAUGGUAGCCCUGUUCACCGUUUAAUUGAACAGCAUUCUAUAGAUUACUGGCUGUGGGCAGACCUGAUAGCGCCACAAUCGAAAAGGCUUUUGAAGAGUGUGGUGAGUGUUGAGCGGCAGGAGGAUGCAGACCUGUUCUACAUUCCGUUUUUCACAACUAUCAGCUACUUCUUGAUGGAGAAACAGCAAUGCAAGGCACUUUACAGGGAAGCUUUGAAAUGGAUUACAGAUCAACCGGCUUGGAAUCGAUCUGAAGGAAGAGACCAUAUUCUUCCGGUUCAUCAUCCCUGGUCUUUCAAGUCUGUCCGUCGCCACUUGAAGAAUGCAAUUUGGCUGUUACCUGACAUGGACUCCACUGGGAACUGGUACAAACCUGGACAGGUUUCAUUGGAGAAAGACCUCAUACUUCCUUAUGUCCCAAAUGUUCAUCUUUGUGAUCAGAAGUGCUUGCUAGAAAGUGAGUCCAAUAGAGACACUAUACUCUUUUUUCGAGGGAGGCUUAAAAGAAAUGCGGGUGGAAAAGUACGAGCUAAACUCAUGGCCCAACUAAGUGGUUUUCAAGGUGUUGUGAUAGAAGAAGGGACAGCUGGAGAUGGAGGAAGAGAAGCUGCUCAGGCUGGCAUGCGCAAGUCUAUCUUUUGUCUAAGCCCUGCCGGUGACACUCCAUCAUCUGCCAGAUUGUUUGAUGCUAUUGUUAGUGGGUGCAUACCUCUUAUAGUUAGUGAUGAACUAGAGCUCCCCUUUGAAGGGAUACUUGAUUAUCGGAAGAUAGCUGUAUUUGUGUCUUCAAGUGAUGCUGUUCAACCUGGGUGGCUCAUAAAUUUUCUCAGGAGUAUUACUGCUCCUCAAAUCCGAGAAAAACAGAGAUAUUUGGCAAAGUAUUCGAGACAUUUCCUAUAUUCUCAUCCAGCUCAGCCUUUGGGUCCAGAAGACCUAGUUUGGAGAAUGAUAGCAGAUAAAAGGGCCAACAUUAGGCUUCACAUUCGAAGGUCACAGCGGGUAGUGAAUGAAUCGAGAAGCAUAUGCACUUGUGAUUGUAGGGUAGCCAAUGUGUCGCUCUAGGCAAAUGGUUCGUAUUGAUACAACCUUCGAAAGUGUUAAAAACAGUUGUUCUUCUUUAAGAUAUAUUAAGGCAUAAAACAGUUGUUCUUAUUUAAGAUGGUUUCUUUUUUGUUUGUUAAAAAGGUUGUUAGAUUGAUUUGUGUUUUCUUUU